This is a messenger RNA of Archocentrus centrarchus (flier cichlid), 2563 nucleotides long. It is a transcript of the gene tpp1, whose product is annotated as tripeptidyl peptidase I. The record is from RefSeq and is a predicted model, not a curated record. The coding region runs from base 72 to 1748 and encodes 558 amino acids. Gene Ontology annotation, molecular function: tripeptidyl-peptidase activity; serine-type endopeptidase activity. Gene Ontology annotation, biological process: central nervous system development; proteolysis. The transcript has 13 exons. Lineage: Eukaryota; Metazoa; Chordata; Actinopteri; Cichliformes; Cichlidae.
GCACGUCACAUGACUGCGCCUACACCAGCCCGGCCAUCUGAGUUUGGAAAACUGUAACAGUAGAGGACACCAUGGACAAACUACUGGUAUUCUCCUUGCCCCUGUUAUUGAGCUCGGUGGUCUGGAGUGGAUAUCUGGAAUCAGACCAGGAUGUCUUGAUUCCACAGGACUGGGUUCAUGGGGAUCGUGUUGAUCCCACAGAGGAGCUGAAGCUGACCUUUGCUCUGAAGCAGCAGAAUGUCCACCUGCUGGAGGAAAAGCUCAGGCUGGUGUCAGACCCCGACUCAGCUCAGUACGGUAAGUAUCUCAGCCUGGAGGAAGUAGCCUCUCUUGUGCGUCCUUCUGACCUCACAAAGAAGGUGGUGCAUCACUGGCUGCAGAGUCAUGGGAUUAAAAACUGCCUGACUGUUCGCACUCAGGACUUUUUGCAGUGCACCGUAACUGCAGAGACUGCAGAGAGGCUGCUUCCAGGAAGUAGGUUCCACCGUUAUACGAGAGCUGGACAUUCUUUAGUGAGGUCUUCAGGUCCAUACUCGGUUCCCGAUGAUGUUCACGAACACCUUGACUUUGUUGGAGGACUUCAUCGCCUCCCUCCUAAGCGACUGGACCUCACCAGUAAGCAUCAGCAGUCUAUGGAAGGGUUUCACCUCGGAGUGACUCCUGACAUCUUAAGGACUCGCUACAAUCUAACAUCAGCUGAUGUGGGAUCAGCUCAGAAUAACAGCCAAGCCGUAGCUCAAUUUCUGGAGCAGUUCUACCACCCCGCCGACUUGGCUGAGUUCAUGGCCAUGUUUGGUCGGGGCUUCCAGCAUCGGUCAGAGGUGGAUCGAGUUGUAGGCACCCAAGGAGGAGGAAAGGCUGGUCUGGAGGCCAGUCUGGAUAUAGAGUACAUCAUGAGCACAGGGGCAAACAUCUCCACUUGGGUCUUCACCAAUCCAGGUCGCCAUGAAUCCCAGGAGCCUUUCCUCCAGUGGAUGGUUUUGCUCAGCAACAUGACUGACCUGCCCUGGGUUCACACUAUCAGCUACGGAGACGAUGAAGACAGCCUGUCUACAGCCUACAUGAUGCGCAUCAACACAGAGUUUAUGAAGGCCGGCGUCAGAGGAAUCUCACUGCUCUUUGCUUCUGGUGACAGUGGUGCUGGAUGCAGACAUUUGGGUAAAGAAAACACCUUCAGGCCCAGUUUUCCUGCCUCAAGCCCAUAUGUGACCACAGUAGGAGGAACAGCAUUCAAGAACCCCUACAAGGUCACGUAUGAAGUCACAGAUUCCAUCAGUGGUGGAGGCUUCAGCAAUGUCUUUAAGAUUCCCGACUACCAGGCUGCUGCAGUGGAUAGCUAUCUAAAGACUGUAGCAGCAUCCCUCCCUCCUCAGUCAUACUUCAAUACCAGCGGAAGGGCUUACCCAGAUAUGGCUGCCCUAUCUGAUAAUUACUGGGUGGUCAGCAACAGAGUGCCUAUCCCAUGGGUGUCUGGGACCUCGGCGUCAACCCCUGUAGUCGGAGGCAUACUUUCCCUCAUCAAUGAUCAACGUUUCAGGAAGGGCCUGCCUGCCCUGGGCUUCCUCAACCCCCGCCUCUACAAGCUGAAAGGAAAGGCCUUAUUUGAUGUAACUGAAGGUUGCCACUAUGGCUGUCUGGAUGAACAAGUUCAAGGGAAGGGUUUCUGUGCGGCACCUUCGUGGGAUCCCGUUACCGGCUGGGGUACACCAAACUAUCCCGAACUGUUGGCUGCCCUCCUGAGUGAUUAGCUGCAAAUCACCCACCAGUGCCUGCUCUGAGAGAAGACACUAACACACACGAUGCCAAAGGCAAGAGGGUGGAAUAACUAUGCUCUAGUUUUGCCUCUUUUGGUUUUAUUCAGGUAUAUGUUUGAAGUUGAAGGGUUAUUGAAAUCAUUUAAGGAUAAUUGCAUCGCCUCUCAUUUUAAGGCUUAAAACUGUUCAAAUAUUUUUGUCAGGGAUAAUAGUGAUCGUUUUUUUAAUACUACGCUACAGCUGCCAUUUUCUGCUCUUCACUGCAUUUUAAAUGACACAGAUUUGAGAUAUUCUAGGCUUUAAAUUCAUCCCUCUAGAUACACAGCGAGGGCGUACAGUUGGCUAAGAAAAAAAUUUAAAUAAUGGCAAUUAAAUGUUUAAAUAUAUACGUUGAUGAUUCUGAACUCUGUUGGAUGCAAUUACAUUUAGCCUGUAGCUGGAUAAAGAUUUGUUUCGUAUAGAUAAGAAUGAGACUUCCAUACUACUCGGCAGGGAUAACCUAGGUACAAGUCAUUGUGCCAUUUCAGAUCUACGUGCAGUUUUUAAAAUGCCGUUCAUAUCUGUGGACUAAAAGGGGAACGUACUUUGUGAUGUGCAAUUAAGAUGACCUUUUAAAUCUUAAUCUCGAUUUGCUGCUGUGAAAUGACAGGAUGUGCUGUAACAUGUGGAUUUAAAGUGAUUCAGCAAUUCUAACCACCAGCACUGUUUUAAUAUUUUGACUGCGUGAAUCCACAAAUCAGUUUUAUUUGAUGUGAAAAGUCUGCCUUUGCUGUUUUUGUGGAUUGAUUAAAGCCAGAUUAUGUACGCUG